Messenger RNA from Rattus rattus (black rat), 2371 nucleotides. It is a transcript of the gene Gsr, whose product is annotated as glutathione-disulfide reductase. Gene Ontology annotation, cellular component: mitochondrion; cytosol. The record is from RefSeq and is a predicted model, not a curated record. NCBI's taxonomy places the organism in Eukaryota, Metazoa, Chordata, Mammalia, Rodentia, Muridae. Gene Ontology annotation, biological process: cellular response to oxidative stress; cell redox homeostasis; glutathione metabolic process. Gene Ontology annotation, molecular function: glutathione-disulfide reductase (NADPH) activity; NADP binding; flavin adenine dinucleotide binding.
CGCACUUCCGCGCGCAUGGCGCUACUGCCGCGGGCGUUGGGCGUGGGCGCGGCCUGGAGCCUGCGGCGGGCAGCGCGCGCGCUCACCUGCGCCAUGGCGAGUCCCGGCGAGCCGCAGCCCCCACCGCCGCCGGCUGCUUCCUUCGACUACCUGGUGAUCGGCGGCGGCUCGGGCGGCCUGGCCAGCGCGCGGCGGGCGGCCGAGCUCGGCGCCAGGGCCGCGGUGGUGGAGAGUCACAAGCUGGGCGGCACUUGCGUGAACGUUGGAUGUGUACCCAAAAAGGUAAUGUGGAACACAGCCGUGCACUCGGAAUUCAUACAUGAUCACGUGGAUUACGGCUUUCAAAACUGCAAGAGUAAAUUCAAUUGGCAUGUCAUCAAGGAGAAGCGGGAUGCUUACGUGAGCCGCCUGAACAACAUCUACCAAAACAAUUUAACCAAGUCCCACAUUGAAGUCAUCCACGGCUACGCAACAUUUGCAGAUGGCCCCCAGCCCAUGGUGGAAGUCAACGGGAAAAAGUUCACUGCUCCGCACAUCCUGAUUGCCACGGGUGGUGUGCCCACGGUUCCUCAUGAGAGCCAGAUCCCAGGUGCCAGUCUGGGGAUAACCAGUGAUGGGUUCUUUCAGCUGGAAGACUUGCCCAGCCGCAGCGUCAUUGUGGGUGCCGGUUACAUUGCCGUGGAGAUUGCGGGCAUCCUCUCCGCCCUGGGCUCCAAGACGUCUCUUAUGAUCAGGCAUGAUAAGGUGCUUAGAAGCUUUGAUUCACUCAUCAGUUCCAACUGCACCGAGGAGCUGGAGAACGCUGGCGUGGAGGUGUUGAAGUUCACACAGGUUAAGGAAGUAAAGAAGACCUCAUCGGGCUUGGAACUCCAUGUGGUUACUGCACUUCCUGGUAGGAAACCCACCAUGACCACGAUUCCAGAUGUCGAUUGCCUGCUCUGGGCCAUUGGACGGGACCCAAAUUCUAAGGGCCUGAAUCUAAAUAAACUGGGGAUUCAGACUGAUGACAAAGGCCAUAUCCUAGUGGACGAGUUCCAGAAUACCAAUGUCAAAGGUGUCUAUGCCGUGGGCGAUGUCUGUGGGAAAGCACUUCUCACCCCAGUUGCGAUCGCUGCUGGCCGGAAACUCGCCCAUAGACUUUUUGAGGGCAAAGAAGAUUCCAGGUUGGACUAUGACAACAUCCCUACCGUGGUCUUCAGCCACCCGCCUAUCGGGACAGUGGGGCUCACUGAAGAUGAAGCCGUCCAUAAGUAUGGCAAAGACAAUGUGAAAAUCUAUUCGACCGCCUUCACCCCGAUGUAUCACGCUGUGACCACGAGGAAGACGAAAUGCGUGAUGAAGAUGGUUUGUGCCAACAAAGAGGAGAAGGUGGUUGGCAUCCACAUGCAGGGGAUUGGCUGCGAUGAGAUGCUUCAGGGCUUCGCUGUAGCAGUGAAAAUGGGGGCCACCAAGGCCGACUUCGACAACACGGUCGCCAUUCAUCCUACCUCCUCAGAAGAGCUGGUCACACUGCGCUGAGAGCCCUGGGACUCGUGGCUAGCAGUCCAACCAGUGGGCCUCUGGGAGGAACCAAUCAAGUUUACGUCCUGCGCCAGCUUUAUAGAUUUCUGUAUUUUAAUCAGGAACUUCUGGUGGUGUAAAUUUCUAGUUAAGCAAAAAAUCGAGGUCUUAAGUGUCUAAUCAUAAGGUUGUUUUGUUAAUCCGGGGUUGGUUUUCAUUUGAUAAUAUUUACACUAGUUAGCAUUUUCAUUUCUUUUUUUUAAUUAACAGCCUGUGUUCUUUGUGUUUUUCUUGCUUUGGCCUCAUUCCAAGUUUAAAUAUAUGAAGUACACGGAAGUUAGCACACCUGACGGAUGACUAUAGCAGCUAAUUUUUUUUUUCUGUGCAGCCCAGGGUAAGCUCAAACAACUCAAAAUCCUCCAGCUACAGCCUCAUGAGCGCUGCCAUUCUGGGCGUGCGUGGCCUCUCCCGGCCUAGCUUGCUAGUUUUAUAUGAUGGUAAGUCUCCAUCUAUAAAUAUGCAAGUAUACAGAAUACAUGUGUGCUUUUCGACCUGGUGUUUCUGUAUAGGAAAGCUGCCCUGAGGAUGCUACCUCCGUUCUUCUGUCUUUAGUGAUGUUUAAAUGGUUUGCAUUAUUUUCAUGAAAUGAAGUGCGUUAAGGUUAGGAGACUGAGGCUGGUUAGAUAAAGGAGAGGUUUCCUGGAGAUGACUGUAUGCAGGAGGGAGGGCCACCCAGGGGCCCUUCCUUCUGAGUAUUCCCAGUUCCGUCAGGCGUUUCAGUAUUUCUGUGGUUUUUUUUUUUUUUAAACGAAAACUAUUCCAAAAAUUUCAAAUUCACUGCAUUGUCCUAUAAAAUUUGUUAUGAACUGUA